ACUCUGCACAGCGAAUCGCGGCGCCUUAGACGACUGGGCCACCCGUGCCCCCAGCAUCAGUUUGACAAAGUUGCAUCCAACCUUUUCAAACAAGGCACCUUUAAAACCUGUGAGGGCAUCUGUACCUUUUGAAAGACACCAAAUUGACUUGGUAGAUUUCAGCAGCAAAUCGGAAACGAAAGAUGGGAUCAUCUACCGUUUUGUGUUGUAGAUAUUGGACGUGUUUUCUAGGUUUUUAUGGCUUAGGCCACUUUGUGACAAAACAUCAAAGAGUGUUGUUAAAUCAUUAGUGCAGGUAUAUUUAGAUCAGCAGUGGGGUGCUCCCAAAAUUAUCCAAACAGAUCAGGGUGGGGAGUUUAAGGGGAUGGUGAAUUCACUCUGUGAAAAACUUGGCGUCAGACUGAUCCAUUCACAAGCCUACCACCCUCAGUCUCAAGGAAAGGACGAGCGUUCACAUAGAGUUUGGAAGGAUAUUGCCUGCGGUAUGACCUUCAACACCUGGAUGAAAUCUCCUGGGUAGACAAUCUUCCUGACUAUUGCCGCAUUCACAAUGAAUCAGUCAACUCAGCAAUUGGUUGUAGCCCUUACAGAGCCAUGUUUGGAUUCCACCCGCAUCAUAUCAGCAGGCUCUUGAAAGCAGGAGAGGAAGUAGGGAUGCGUACAUAUGUGAAGACAGUGAGGACUAUGAAACUGUAGAAGAACAUUCUCAGGCAAGUGGAGGAACACUUGCCAGACUCCAAGAACUGCAAGAAAUCAGGAAGGAAGUGCUGGCAACCUCUGAUAAAUCUGCCACACGAAUGAUAAAGAAACACCUGAAGGCAAAUCCUCCUUCUCAUUAUGAAGUGGGGGAGAUCGUUCUUGUUCGGCAUUUAGGCAAAGACAAGGGUGUUUGUAGGGGUGGGCAGAAAAUCACUUCUUCAAAAGCUGUUGAGGGCGAGAUUGUGGAAGUGAAUGAGAAGUUGCACAAGUACAAGGUGCGGAUAGGAAAGAAACUGUCAUGGCGCUCUGUCUCUCAAAUUACAUCUAUAACAAGGCAACAGGAGGAACAGAAGAGAAGGCACAGUAGACAUGCAGAUGACUACAUGAAUGUCAUGGCAAGACUUCAAAAAGAAAUGAUGAUGCCAACAGUAUUAUCUUCUGACAGUCUUCUUCAGAAGCUAGAAGACAUGGCAGGGAGAAGAGGCUGUAUCGUUAAACACAACUCAGGUGGCGGUAACUGCAUGUUUCUCUCCCUGAGUGACCAGAUUUACCAUGUGUUAAACAUAGAAAUGAAUGCUCUGGAAGUGAGGGAAAACAUUGUGGAGCAUCUGAAGGCACACCCAAAUACAAUAGAUGGAACACCACUGGAAGAUUUUGUCAGCACACAGCAGUCCUGGGAGGCCUAUCUUUCAGCCAUGGAGGCCCCGGGCACAUGGGGAGAUCAUUUAGUUGUCUUGGGAGCUGUGGAGUUUCUCCAAGUUGACAUUGAGGUCCUCACAAGUGCAUCUGAAACUCACCCAAUCCUACUCAAGACAGUAAAGAGACAAGAAACAACCAAAAAGCUGUUCCUGGGGCAUAUAUCUGAGUUUCAUUAUGUCAGCCUGCACAAAUUAGGACAACUUUGCAGUGAUUGUCACUUAGAGAUGCAUAUGUGCCAAUGUGUGGAUAACAUUAAUGCAACCGACAUAGGGUCAUCCCCACAUGGCUUCAACAGUGAAGAGGACAUGGAAACUAGCAGUGAUCCACUUCCAGACACUAGACAAGUUUCAAGGGCAUUCUUUGAGAAAGAGGAGCAAAAUCUUGCCAUGUAUCUACAGAACCUGAUGCAGCGAAACUUCAGUGGUGACAGGGACGGAAGGGGACAGAGGCACACAAUGUUUCUGGAGAGCUAUCUCUAUCAGGAUGUUAAGGCAGGAUUUGCAUCCCAAUUCAUACCUGCAGAGCUCUACGGACACAUCAUAGAGUGGAUUAGAAGCACCUUCACACGUCGUAUUCACAAAGACAAAAGCCAUCCCUACACCAGUUCAUUGACCAGUGUGCUAACUGUGCGUAAUGUGGAUGAGAAUCUGAGAAAACUGAGUCUGCAGUAUAUGUGUGCAACAACACACUACAUUUUGUAUGUAGCUGUAAAAGAGGCAUGCCCAUUCCUCAUCCAGAAAUGUCUGGAUAUGGAGUACCAACAUCUGGACAAAGAAUGUUCAGAAAUGGAAUUACAUCCGAAGCGUUUGUAACUUGAUCCAGUUUUGACUUGUGUUCAUUGUGUUAAAGAAUAAAAUGAUA
Molecule: messenger RNA, 2259 nt
Organism: Haliotis rufescens (red abalone)
Lineage: Eukaryota; Metazoa; Mollusca; Gastropoda; Lepetellida; Haliotidae
Exons: 14
Coding region: 798-2210 (470 amino acids)
Biological process (GO): protein deubiquitination
Molecular function (GO): cysteine-type deubiquitinase activity
Source: RefSeq, a predicted model, not a curated record